Molecule: messenger RNA, 1250 nt
Organism: Coturnix japonica (Japanese quail)
Lineage: Eukaryota; Metazoa; Chordata; Aves; Galliformes; Phasianidae
Gene: NUDCD3
Product: NudC domain containing 3
Biological process (GO): protein folding
Cellular component (GO): cytoplasm
Source: RefSeq, a predicted model, not a curated record
CGGCGCCUCGCACGGACCGGAAGCGGAGCCGGGCGGGCGGUUGCCGUGGCAGCGGGCCGGGUCCGCCAUGGAGGCGCUGACCGAGAUGUACGACCAGGCGCUGCUCGGCAUCCUGCAGCACGUCGGCAACGUGGACGACUUCCUGCGAGUCCUCUUCGGCUUCCUCUACCGAAAAACCGAUUUCUACCGCCUCCUCCUGCGGCCCGGGGACCGGCUGGGCUUCCCGCCCGGCGCCGCGCAGGCCAUGGCCAUGCAGGCGUUCAAAGUGUUUGAGCGGAUGGCCCGGCAGGACGAUGAGAAGCGCUGCCGGGAGCUGGAGGCAAAGCUCCGCAAGAAGGAGGAGGAGGAGGAAGCUGCCGCGUCUGCCGAGAGGGUGAGAGUGGCCCCGGCUGCACAUGAGGUUGAGGUAGAGACCACGGAGGAGCCCGAGCCCUCGCUGGACGCGGGGGAUGCGGAGGGGCCGCAGGAUUCACCCACAGCCCCGGCAGCAGCAGCCGGCCCCGUGCCAGCAGAGCCCCCUGCACAGCCCUCACCUGCCGAGCUGCCCACGAGACAGGAGCAGUUCCAGACGAACCCCGACAGCUACAACGGGGCAGUGCGGGAGAAUUAUGCCUGGUCCCAAGACUACAGCGACCUGGAGAUUAAAGUGCCUGUGCCCAAACACAUCAUGAAAGGCAAACAGGUGUCUGUGGAUAUCAGCAGCAGCACAAUCCGCGUGGCAGUGCUGGAGGGGAGCAGCCAACGUGUGCUCAUGGAGGGGAAGCUCACACACAAGAUCAACACGGAGAGUUCCCUCUGGAGCCUGGAGCCAGGGAAGUGCGUUUUGAUCAACCUGAACAAGGGGGACGAGUACUGGUGGAACGCCGUCCUGGAGGGCGAGGAGCAGAUUGACAUCGACAAGAUCAACAAGGAGCGCUCCAUGGCCACGGUGGACGAGGAGGAGCACGCCGUGCUGGACCGCCUCACCUUCGACUACCACCAGAAGCUGCAGGGCAAACCGCAGAGCCACGAGCUGAAGGUGCACGAGAUGCUGAAGAAGGGCUGGGACACCGAGGGCUCCCCGUUCCGCGGCCAGAAGUUCGACCCGUCCAUGUUCAACAUCUCGCCCGGCGCCGUGCAGUUUUGACCCCGGUGUAAGCGGGACAAGCGGCGACGUGGGGAGGGGAGACCCCAGACCCGGUGUGGGAUGCCCUGUGCCCACAGCCGGCAUCAGCACAGCACGGGGGUGGCAUCCCAUCCCAUCCCAUCCC